Molecule: messenger RNA, 2655 nt
Organism: Drosophila innubila
Lineage: Eukaryota; Metazoa; Arthropoda; Insecta; Diptera; Drosophilidae
Gene: nan
Product: transient receptor potential cation channel subfamily V member 5
Exons: 8
Coding region: 1-2520 (839 amino acids)
Biological process (GO): calcium ion import across plasma membrane
Cellular component (GO): membrane
Molecular function (GO): calcium channel activity; protein binding
Source: RefSeq, a predicted model, not a curated record
AUGGGAAAUACCGAGAGCAAUGUGACCAGCGGAGUCAAAAAACAGGCGGGCGUCUCCACUCAAGCCCUCUACAAAUUUGUGAAUCUCAAGGGCGGUGGCCUUUUGGUGGACAUGAUGAAACGCGCCUGUCAAACCAAACAGUUUGCGGAAAUUGACCAUGCGAUCAAAACGAAGGUUGAACCCUUUUUAUAUAACAAGGGCGCUGGCCGUUAUUUUCCCAUAUCGAAGCUGGUGCUGCUGCGCAAUCGGGACAGACCUCGAACGAGGCAAUUGCCCGAAAUACGCGCUCUCGAGAAUCCCGAUGAUGACUUCAACAUACACGAUUAUUGUCCUGAGGUAUCCGAGGCGGAAUACAUUUCGAAUCCAAGUGCCUAUCGAUUCGUAUGCUGGGAUCUAAAUAUGCGUGGAGCAGUGGGAGAGACCAUCCUACAUCUGUGCCUGCUUAAUGCCUCCUCCUUGCAUGCGGAUUUGGCUAAGCGUCUGUUAAAGUUCUAUCCCAAACUCAUAUUGGACAUCUACAUGAGUGAUGAGUACUAUGGAGAGAGUGUGCUGCACAUUGCCAUUGUCAAUGAGGAUCCUGCAAUGGUCAAGUAUCUGCUGGAUGCCAAUGCUGAUGUCCAGGAACGCUGCUGUGGCGCCUUCAUGUCCGCGGAGGAUACAAAGGCUUCCCGAACGGAUUCACCGGAUCACGAGUACGUUGCCUUGCAGCCGAUUACCAACUAUGAUGGCUAUGUCUACUGGGGGGAGUACCCCUUAAGCUUUGCCGCCUGUCUGUCUCAGGAAGAGUGCUUUCGCCUGGUACUGGCUCGUGGUGCCGAUCCGGAUUUCCAGGACACCAAUGGUAAUACCGUGCUGCAUAUGCUGGUCAUCUAUGAGAAGAUCGAGAUGUUUGACGUGGGCUACGAGGUGGGAACCAAUAUUCACAUAAAGAACGUGCAGAAUCUGACGCCAUUGACACUGGCAGCAAAGCUGGGACGUGUCGAGAUGUUCUUCCAUGUGAUGAGCAUUGAGCGGGAGAUUUAUUGGCAACUGGGAAGCAUUACAUGUGCCGCGUAUCCUUUGCUCAUGAUCGACACCAUCAACGAGGAGACGGGAAAUAUUAACAAGGAUUCGGUGCUCAAUUUUGUUGUCUUUGGGGAUAAGCUGGAGCACUUGGAGUUGCUGGAUGGUGUGGUCAUUGAUCUGUUGAAGACCAAAUGGGACACUUUCUGCAAAUCCCGUUUCUACAAACAGUUCUACAUGUUUGCCUUCUACUUUCUCAUAUCGCUGUUCAGCUUUAUAUUGCGACCGGGUCCUGAGGCUAAAGACGAUGAAGAUGAGGAGCAGGAGGGCACAUCCCUACCGUCCUCAAAUGGCAGUUCCCAACACGAUCUCUACAUCAAUGGAAGUUUGGGUAAUCAACACUCCAAACGUGGCACCUCCAGCACCGAAUACAAAACCUUUUGGCUAAACUUCACCGAAUAUUACGAUCCUAAUGAGGUGGAAACCUUGCCUGCCUGGUGGCAAACCUAUGCCCAGUGUCCACUUAUGAAUCUGGAAUCCGAUUUGGCCAAACUGCGCAUUAUAGCCGAGUUAAUCAACUUUGUGGGUGCCAUACUCUAUCUACUUGUGGCCUUGAGAGAGGCUCGCUUUUUAGGAUACAAAAUGUUCAUCGAAAAUUUGAUGACAGCCCCAUCGCGUGUUAUGUUUCUCUUCUCCUGUGCGCUGAUGAUGACCAUACCCUGGCUAAGAGUGUCCUGUCUAACCGAAAUCGAUGAUCAUGUGACGGUUGUGAUAAUGUUGACCACAGCUCCCUACUUUCUAUUCUUCUGUCGUGGCUUUAAGACCGUUGGACCCUUCGUUGUGAUGAUAUAUCGCAUGGUAAUGGGAGAUUUGCUGCGAUUCGUCUCCAUCUACCUGGUGUUUGUCUUGGGCUUCUCUCAAGCCUUUUAUAUAAUAUUUCUCACCUUCGAUAAUCCUUCGACGCCGGAGGAUCAGGAUGCUGAAUCAAAUCCAAUGCCCUCGCCAAUGGAAUCUAUUGUGGCCAUGUUCCUAAUGUCCUUAACGAACUUUGGGGAUUAUUAUGGUGCGAUGGUGUCCACACAGCAUGAGUACGAAGCGAAGAUACUCUUCUUUCUGUUCAUGGUGAUUGUGAGUGUGCUGCUGGUCAACAUGUUGAUUGCCAUGAUGGGUAAUACGUAUCAGAAGAUAGCCGAAAUACGCAACGAGUGGCAACGCCAAUGGGCACGCAUUGUCCUCGUCGUGGAGCGGAGUGUUCCGCCAGCGGAACGUCUCAAGAACUUCAUGCACUACAGUCAGUCCAUGUCGGAUGGAAGACGUGCUCUGGUUCUACGUUUAAACAUGACGGACGAGGAGAAGGAGGAGAUGAAGGAGGUGCAGGAAAUGAAACGCAUUCAUCAGCGCUUCUCCAAGAAGCGUCAAAUGGAGCGAGAAGCACGAGCUCAUCGUCGCCAGCAGGAAUACGAGAAGUUCUUUGGCACCAUGCCCAAAACAGACAGCAUGGAGAAUAACAAUCUGUAAAGUCCUGUGAAUUAGGUUUAGUUCAAGUUUUAUUGAACCAAUGGCGGUCGCUUGUAUUUUGGAAUUGCUGUUAACCAAAUUUGUUCACAUUGUGCAAUAAAUGUUUAGUCUAUGAGCGGUUUCAACCACCAGCAA